Molecule: messenger RNA, 1884 nt
Organism: Histoplasma capsulatum G186AR
Lineage: Eukaryota; Fungi; Ascomycota; Eurotiomycetes; Onygenales; Ajellomycetaceae
Exons: 1
Coding region: 1-1884 (627 amino acids)
Source: RefSeq, a predicted model, not a curated record
AUGUCAUUUUUGGCUCAGGAUGAUAUAAACAUUGGUGCUGAAGGUGCUGAAGCGCCGAAAUCCCCUUCAUGUUCCUUUGGCUGGCAGCACUCGGAUCCCCCAAGACCCUCGUCUGCUUCCAUUCAAUUCACUCCGGCUGUCAACAGCCGUUCAUCUCUAAAAUGCGUCUGGUGCGGUGAAUUAUUUCAGUCAUCCGAUGAGCCCACCACUUUGCCUGCUGAGGUGCUUAGAGAGCAUAUGGCUAUCGCCCAUCCUGAAGUUGCCAAACUUUCUCUGGUUGAGCAAGAUGCAACAGAUGAGACGCCUCCCACUGAAUCUGUCCUAGAUGAGGCUGAGCAAACCAACCGUCUCGAAGCAUUUGCCCGCCAACGUGAGGCGGCAAUUGUUGAAAGGCGCCUUGAUUUGCUUUGGAAUAUCAAUGCUGUAGAAAAGUUCACUGACGACUAUAACGGAGAGGACGAGGGUCUUCCAUCAUUUUGGAAAACUGCAUUUGGCGAUUUUGAACGCCCAAAGCCAUAUGAGAAAGAGACUGUAGCGAAGGGGAAGUUUCUACCAAUCACGAAAGCGGAGAUUUACAUCGACAUUUUGAAGGAACCAGAGUCACACACCACGGAAGAGCUUUACGCGAUAACCGCGAAUACGGCCCGAGCUCUCAGGGUGUGGCAGGAUGAAUACGUAGCCAUUGACAAACUAUCGAAACGUGCCACACGACGUUCAUUGAAAAAGGUUGCGAAUCCACGAAAGCUAGAUGAACCACUUGUUUUUGAAGAUAAAAAGGAAGCAAUGCUAUAUGGAUACAAACACGACCCCCGGGAAUCAAAAAUAGGAUACCAGGACCCAUUUCUUCAGGGAGGCUUCAAACCAACGCCAGCACAACUGAAAAGACUGAAACUCAACGCUGCAGAGUCUCCUAAUAUCGAUGGUUGGACACCAAUUAAAAUCAAUGGUGUCGAGUAUAUUCCCGGAAUCCGCCCGCCAUCCAAACCCGCUCCCAAGAAAAAACCCGUAGAAGUGGAUACAGCAGAUACCAGCGGUAUUACGAAUGGUGUUGAUCGUGAAGUAGAUGGCCGUCCAAAGCGCAUAACUCGGUUUGGUGGCUUCCGGCAUCCUUUAACUCGAGAAACCUCCCAGGUUCAAACUGAACCGUCAAGCCCUGUCUCUGGGCCUACAUCUGCGAAAGUUAAACGAUCGAAGUCACGCGCGACUUCAACAACGCCUCAACCGCCUUCACAACCCAUUUCUCUGAAACCCUCUACGCCUGCCACCCGCCCGAUUCCACCAGUGAGAUCAUUAACAGUGAAGUUAGCAACGUCUGGGGCCCCAGCUAUAACUACUCGGCCUGUAACACCCACCGCCACUGUCCCUACAAAAUCAUCAGUUACUGGGGAACGUGCUCCUACACCCCUUUACGAAGAUCCACUCCUAGACCCCAAGAAUCAACUUAAGAUCCAACAGUCCAAGAAUCCAAAGCGAACAGAGGCAAUGAUAAUCCACUGGGCAAAAUUUAACCAUGAAGGCCGGACAAGAAACCCAAAGCGAACCAAAGCGCAAAUGGAGGCAGAUAAAGCCGAGGCAGAAAAGCAAGGGGGUGUCAAAGCUGGCCCUGGACGCAAGAGGAGGUCUAUCUCGAAGAGUCGCGGAGCCGAUAAUCAAGAUAUUUCAGCUAAGAAGGCCAAACGCAUUGCGAAAGGCACCCGAAUACCCGUCACGCACGAAAAGAUUGAGCCACCAGAGCCUUACCACAUUGUUCCACCACAACCUGAACUUCGGCGGCCUGAACAUUUGAUAAAUCCAUUAAGUGCCCCUACGCAUCCGCAAGCCCGUUAUAGCCCCUACGGUGGACAGGUGUAUCAAAUAAACUACCACCAGGGCAAUCAUCAAUAG